Anoplopoma fimbria (sablefish) is the source of this 2087-nucleotide messenger RNA. RefSeq names its product nucleolar protein 9. The coding region runs from base 189 to 2030 and encodes 613 amino acids. Gene Ontology annotation, molecular function: RNA binding. Gene Ontology annotation, cellular component: 90S preribosome; preribosome, small subunit precursor; nucleolus. The record is from RefSeq and is a predicted model, not a curated record. The transcript is spliced from 12 exons. Gene Ontology annotation, biological process: endonucleolytic cleavage to generate mature 5'-end of SSU-rRNA from (SSU-rRNA, 5.8S rRNA, LSU-rRNA); endonucleolytic cleavage in ITS1 to separate SSU-rRNA from 5.8S rRNA and LSU-rRNA from tricistronic rRNA transcript (SSU-rRNA, 5.8S rRNA, LSU-rRNA); ribosomal small subunit export from nucleus. NCBI's taxonomy places the organism in Eukaryota, Metazoa, Chordata, Actinopteri, Perciformes, Anoplopomatidae.
GUAGUCCCCACCCACUAUUAAACAAUUUGAAGAAGAAAAGGUGAACGAAUACUACGUCAUCAAUACGCGCCAAAACACGCAGUCUCUGGCAGGUCUUCAUAUCUUACACCCAGAAGAUCAAACUGUGCAUCCUCUCUAACCAGAUCAAGUAAUUCUACUCAUAGCCUGCAUGCUGUGAAGUCCAUGCUAUGUUGGCGAAAACAGAGGAAAGGAAGCGGCAGAAAGACGAAGGAAAGAAAAGGAGACACCCUGGUGAAGAUGGCGAUGGAGGAGAGUGGAAGAGGAGGGGAGGAGAAGAAGGAGAAGGGUGUCAGGCAGACAGUGGCAAGAAGCGCCUGGACGCCCUGAGCGUGGGCUAUUUCCGCCGAGUUGGGGAAAGACUCGGCGAAGGCUUUGAAGAAAAUGAGGAGAGAGAGAUGUUUGUGGAGAACGUCCUGACAGAAGUUAAAGGUAAAGCGACGGUUGUGGGGAUGGACCGGACAGGAAGCAUCACCCUGGAGCGGCUGCUCCCUCUGUGCAGUCUUGACCAGGUGGCGGAGGUGCUGGCUGAGCUGGGUGGUGCAUCGGGGUCAGAGUUUAAGGUUGUUUCUUGCAACCCGUGCGGAGGCCACGUGAUGGAGAGUGCAGUCAGACAGAUAUCCAGGUGGACUGAAUCAUCACAAAAGGAGUCAGAAGAAGAAGAUGAAAACGAGAGUUGUGACUUGUUGGAGGCCCAGGUGUUGUCUUUAAGUCAGGUGGUGAGAGACAACGUUGCAGAGUUCAUCAAACACGUCCAUGGCUCACAUGUAGUCCGCACACUUUUACAUGUGCUGGCAGGCUGCGUCGGACCACCGCGCACUGAGACUCGUCCAGGUGCAAAGAACCGCAACAUUGCUCCUCAGCUGACAGACUUUGAGAUUCCCACAUCAUUUUGGUACGAGCUGAAAAGCCUUACAGAGACCCUGAUGGACAACGUUAAUCUGAGUGUGACGGAUGCUGUUGCCAGUGCAGUGUUCCAGACCAUGUUGACCGUGUGCCACAGAAAGCGACCUAAACUCUGCAAACAGCUCCUCAAAAGCACCAUGGAGUACCUGACCAGUCGCAACGCUGCUCCAGGAGUGAGUCCCCUUCUGGUCUUUCUCAAGGACCCGGCCUCCAGUCACCUCAUUGAGACCAUCAUACAGCUAUCCCACAAGUCGCUUCUUCGGGAUCUCUACAAGAACCACCUCGAGGGUCAGCUGGUGGAAUUAUCCCUCCAUUCCAUCGCCAACUUCCCCAUUCAGAGGCUAAUGGCAGCCUCGGCCAAAUGCAAAAUGUUCCUGAGGUUGUUUGAUGAGCUGAUCCAAGGUGUGGAGGCCAUCUUGGCCUCAGGUCACAUGGGUGUGAUUGUCCAACUGGCCGAGAGCUGUGCAGAAAGCGGAGAGAAACAGGAAGAGAUGAUACAGUGCCUCCUCCGUGCAUUCCACUGUGCUGAGCCCGGCACUCGACACGUCAGCUGCCUCCCUCUCUUCAUGUCCCUGCUCACCUAUGAGGUGUAUUACCACUCUGACGCAGAAGAGGGCGACACACAGACAGAGGUACCGCUAUCCUCCAUCUGUUACCACGGAUCCCGGCUGGUCCAGGCGCUGGCCAAGUUCAAGGAGCGCUCACUCCUCCUCAGCAGCCUGCGCACUAUGACCCCUUCUGACCUCCUCAAGCUAGCUUCUGACCCCUCGGGCAGCCACGUCCUCCAGGCCCUCAUCACCACAUCCAGCGACAAGGGGAGAGGCAAGAUCCUCAAGAGACUGGAGGGCCAGUAUGUUUCUAUGGCCUGCUCCAGGUUGGGUAGUCGGGUGCUGGAAGCCAUAUGGAACACUUCUUCAGUCAGUCAAAGGCAAAGCAUUGCACAGGAACUAGUGCAGAGUGAAAACCAGCUGAGGUCAGAUCAGUUUGCUCGCCACGUGUGGGCCAAAUUUGCCCUCCCCCACUUCUCCCUCAGAAGAGCCCACUGGCUGGAAAUACAGACCGGCGAGUCCAAGAAGCGGAAGCUCUUUAGUGACAUUCUUGCAUAACAUUUUUUGUAUAUAAUGUUUUAGGGUUUUUGCUAUGUAAUUGGAUAAAAAAAAUAA